AUGUCCGAAGAAGAAGAGGAAGCUACUCCCCUGGUUGUUGACAAUGGCUCCGGACUGGUCAAGGCUGGCUUCGCCGGCGACGACGCCCCCAGGGCUGUCUUCCCAUCCAUCGUCGGCCGCCCAAGGCAUCAGGGCGUGAUGGUCGGUAUGGGUCAGAAGGACGCAUACGUGGGUGACGAGGCUCAGAGCAAGAGGGGUAUCCUCACUCUGAAGUACCCUAUCGAGCAUGGCAUCGUCACUAACUGGGACGACAUGGAGAAGAUCUGGCACCACUCCUUCUACAACGAGCUGCGUAUCGCCCCCGAAGAACACCCGAGCCUCUUGACUGAAGCUCCCCUGAACCCGAAGGCCAACAGGGAGAAGAUGACUCAGAUCAUGUUCGAGACCUUCAAUGCCCCCGCCAUGUAUGUAUGCAUCCAAGCCGUCCUGUCCCUCUACGCUUCCGGUCGUACCACUGGAAUCGUGCUGGACUCCGGCGAUGGUGUUUCUCACGUGGUACCAAUCUAUGAGGGCUACUGUAUGCCUCACGCCAUCCUUCGUCUGGACCUGGCCGGCCGUGAGCUGACCAACUACCUGAUGAGAGUCCUCUGCGACCGUGGUUAUUCUUUCGUGACCACUGCCGAGCGUGAGAUCGUCCGUGACAUCAAGGAGAAGCUGGGCUACGUCGCCCUGGACUUCGAGCAGGAGAUGUUGACGGCAGCUACCUCCACCUCCCUGGAGAAGAGCUACGAGCUGCCUGAUGGACAGGUCAUCACCAUCGGCAACGAGAGGUUCCGCUGUGCUGAGGCUAUGUUCCAGCCUUCCUUCCUCGGUAUGGAAACGGCUGGCGUCCAUGAAACCACAUACAACAGUAUCAUGAAGUGCGACAUCGACGUCCGUAAGGACCUGUACGCCAACAAUGUCCUGUCCGGCGGCACCACCAUGUUCCCUGGCAUCGGUGACCGUAUGCAGAAGGAGAUGGUGGCCCUUGCUCCCAGCACCAUGAAGAUCAAGAUCAUCGCUCCUCCCGAGAGGAAGUACUCCGUGUGGAUCGGCGGGUCCAUCCUGGCCUCCCUGUCCACCUUCCAGCAGAUGUGGAUCACCAAGGCUGAGUACGAUGAGGCCGGUCCCGCCAUCGUUCAUCGCAAAUGCUUCUAAAGAACUCCAUCUAUCAAAAGUUCGUGAAACGGGGCAAAGCUGUGAACGUGGACCAGAUCACCUUUGUGUAUGACACAGUGAUUGGUGUAUCUAACUUGUUGCUUGAACAUGUAACUUGUGGCAGGUUGGUUGAUUGGUUCUUGAGUUAGCAACUGGAUUGGAAAUUCCCCUUUAAAACUGUCGUAAAGUGUGGUGACGUGUUUCUGCCAUGUUGUUGUCGGUCUGUGAAGAACCAUGUAUAUUGUCGGUCUGUGAAGAACCAUGUUGUAUCAUCGAUAGAUAGAUAAUACUGUGUGUUGGAGAGUACGACACGCCCUGUUUAUGUUACAUUCCCUUUGUCCGCUAAUAAAAUACGUGGAUGCUA
Branchiostoma floridae (Florida lancelet) is the source of this 1501-nucleotide messenger RNA. RefSeq names its product actin, muscle-like. The transcript is spliced from 4 exons. NCBI's taxonomy places the organism in Eukaryota, Metazoa, Chordata, Leptocardii, Amphioxiformes, Branchiostomatidae. Bases 1 to 1137 code for a protein of 378 amino acids. The record is from RefSeq and is a predicted model, not a curated record.